Messenger RNA from Saccoglossus kowalevskii, 1748 nucleotides. RefSeq lists its product as uncharacterized. Gene Ontology annotation, cellular component: SCF ubiquitin ligase complex. Gene Ontology annotation, biological process: SCF-dependent proteasomal ubiquitin-dependent protein catabolic process. The record is from RefSeq and is a predicted model, not a curated record. Lineage: Eukaryota; Metazoa; Hemichordata; Enteropneusta; Harrimaniidae. Gene Ontology annotation, molecular function: protein binding.
AUGGACAUUUCUGCGGCGGCGACUACGGCGGCGGUGGCUCCGGUGACUGCACGGGUAAACAUGAAUAAGAAGCCCCCCUCACCGUGUGGUGGGGAAGUAGAAAUUGACGGAGCGGUGACGCCGGCAAAAAACAGAAAAAGCCCGAUCAACGGAUCCGUUAACGGGAUCCAUCACAUGCCGUGUGCUACUAAUAUUACUACGGUAUGUGUUCCAACCUCGCAUCGGAGAACUGGCAGUGACAAAAAGGUUGGCGACCCACAAGACAGCACGAUGAAGCCGCCAGAGAACGGGGCGAUGUCGCUCAGGCAAAAAAGACUGGAUUCAAUCUAUCAAAAAUUGCAGCCGAAGUUAUUCGCAGCGAAGAGGGUGGAGGAGCUCUUAUUUGAUGACAAAUUUUUAACGCGACUGUUUUUCUAUUUCUGGCCGUUCGAAAGGUGUGUUCUUGCACAGGUAUGCAAGAAAUGGAGAGCCAUUCUAUAUCAAACCAAAUUCUGGCGUGACUUCACCCCUAUCUUGCACCGACGGGAUCUGUACGACUCAAUCCAAAAGGCAGAUGAAAAAAGAUUCACCGACUUAUCUAGUUUCUACCAAAAAGGCAUCGAAAACGUAUGUCUCGUGAAUGUUUCAGAUCUGGAUAUCUGCGAAUUUAUUGACAACUACCCACAGUCUAAAAAGUGCAUCAAGGCGAUUAGUCUGAAACGCUCAACCGUUACUGAUGCGGGUCUUGAGGUCAUGCUAGAGCAGCUGACCACUGUUAAUAAGCUCGAACUCAGCGGAUGUAACGACUUCACUGAGGCAGGCCUAUGGUCAAGUCUGAACCCACGGAUAACCUCUUUGGGUAUAAGUGACUGUAUUAAUGUUGGUGACGACAGUGUCGCCGCAAUCGCGCAGAGGUUACCUUGUCUACACGAACUCAAUCUGCAGGCUUACCACGUGACUGACAACGUUAUGUCGUACUUCACCCCCAAGCAGAGCUGCACAAUGUCGAUAUUACGUCUGAGAUCUUGCUGGGAGAUCACUAAUCACGCUAUUUUAAACAUAGUGCACACGCUACCGCACUUGACAACACUCAGCUUAUCAGGGUGCAGCAAAAUCACCGACGAUGGCGUCGAGCUAAUUGCUGAGAAUAUGCAUAUGCUGAAGUCGCUCGAUCUGUCCUGGUGCCCGCGAAUUACGGACGCUUCGCUGGAAUACAUCGCCUGUGAUCUACCUAAGUUAGAAGAGCUGAUUUUGGACAGGUGUGUACGGAUUACAGACACAGGUAUGGGUUUUCUGUCUACGAUGAGCUGCAUGAAGACACUCUAUCUGAGAUGGUGUUGCCAAGUACAAGACUUCGGACUACAACAUCUCUACAGUAUGAGAACUUUACACGUGUUGUCACUAGCAGGUUGUCCGUUGUUGACAUCGGCUGGGCUAUCUGGACUAGUGCAAUUACGUAACCUGGAAGAACUGGAGCUAACCAACUGCCCUGGAUCUUCUCCUGAGCUGAUACAGUACUUCAUGAUGCAUCUGCCAUGGUGUGUCGUCAUUCAAUAAAUCAUAUGAUAGCAUAUGUGUUCAUACAAGAAUAUUCGAUUUGACAAGAGUGGAUUGUACACCUAUUCUGCAUAUGUAAACACGACAUUGGAUGUGUUAAAACUUUAAGUUACCGCAAUGAACAAAUAAUGAAUGGUAGGUGACCGAGUGGCAUAAAUGUCGAUAUUGAUAACACUGAUGCUUCUACAUUGAAGUAAAACAUUACAAACCGG